UCCUCUUCGCCUACCGUAGUUACAGCACAAACAACAUGGCGUCCGACAGUGACGGCGACGAGGAUUUUGUGACUUACGGGACUCCUCUGGAGCCUCUGGAAGAAGACGAGCCAUUGAAGAAGCCCGUCCCGCUCCACGAGCAGACGGUGAAGGAUGAGAAGGGCCGAUACCAGCGCUUCCACGGCGCCUUCACCGGAGGCUUCUCAGCCGGAUAUUUCAACACCGUCGGCACCAAAGAAGGCUGGGCCCCAUCAACCUUUGUGUCGUCACGACAACAGAAAGUGGAGAAGAAACAUCAUGCCAGACCCGAAGAUUUCAUGGACGAGGAGGACUUUGGCGAGCACGGCAUCGCUCCGAGAGAGAUCACCACCAGUCAGGAGUUCUCGUCCAGCCGCAGAGACGCCGCCGGAGAGAAGGCGAGAGCCGUCCACGCUCAGGCGGCGCUGAUCCCCGGAGACACGCUGCUGGAGGAGCUCAUCACACCCACCAGGUCGUCCGUGGGGGUGGAGCUGCUGAAGAGGAUGGGCUGGAAGGAGGGUCAGGGGGUCGGGCCGCGCACCAAGAGGAAAGCUCGCCGACAGCAGACAGACGGAGCGAGAGGAGUCUACGGCGCCGUGCUGCCCCCUGCUGGGUCGGAGGAAUCAGAGGACGAGGAAGAGUUUGCUCCAGAGAACGUGACCUUUGCCCCUAAAGACGUGACUCCGGUGGACUUUAACCCCCGGCUGGGGCUUCAGGGUUUGGGCUACCGCGGUCUGGACCCGGGCCGGGCGCUGCUGGGCCUAGGGGCGCCCGAACACAUCGACCUGUUCAGGCCCCAGUCGGAGUCGAGGAGCCGGCUGUUCGGAGACGCCCAGCGAGGCUCGCGGAGAGGAGGCGUGGCCGGACAGGCGUUCGGCGUGGGGGCGAUGGAGGAUGACGAUGAUGAAGAGGUUUACCACCGUGACUCGAUGUCCCGCUACGACACGGUGCUGGGGGGGGAGGAGCCGGGGGACGGCCUGUAUGGGUGGACCGCCCCGCAGCAGUACACCAAGAAGAAAGAUAAAAGCAAAGAUGCUUCGUAUCUCGGUAAAAUCCUGGAGGGGUUCACGCUCGCCCAAAAACCUUCGGAGGGAAUCACGAUCUUCCCUCCCCCCUCUCUGCCCAGAGACUAUCGUCCCGUCCACUGUUUCCGUCCAUCGGUGGAGGUUUUGAGUCUCUCAGGGGUCAGUCCAGCGCUGGCCGAGGCUCUCCGGGUCUCCAGAGGUCACAUGGUCAAAGAGGAGCCCCAACAGGGGGGGCGCCACCAGCUGGACUCCAGCCAGCGGAGGGCACUGCUGGGAGAAGACGCCCUGCAAGGUCCCAGUUCAGUCCUGGAGCUGCUGAAGCCUGAAGACCGAGAGCGGCUGCUGAGCCUCCGCAACUCCUCCUCCUCCUCCAACGUGCCCGCCCCCAAAACCCAGCCCCCGGCCUCCCAUGAUGCCUUGCGGUGGGGGGGUCCAGCAGCGGCGGCACCACCAGCUGUGGCCGGUGUGGCGGCGUCCUCGGGCCUCCAGCAGGAGGCGCUGACCGUGUGGAAAGGAGUCCAGACAUCGUCUCAGACCUUCAGACCGUUUGAGAAGAACUCGAGCAAACAGGCUCGCUACGAGCUGUACCUGGACCGCCUGAAGCAGGGAGACAAAGACGGCCUGGAGCAGAGUCUGGACCCGGGGAUGACCGAGUGGGAGCGUAGCCGAGAGAGGGACGAGUUUGUCCGAGCGUCCAUCCUGUACCGACCCACCGCAUCGUCUCUGUCCUGCCGCUUCACCCGCGCCAAAGACCCGGAGGAGGACGACGGCACUGUGGAGGUCCCACGAGACCAGGAGGGCGACGUGGACGACAAACAGGCCGCCGUGAACAUGAAGAUGUUCGGAAAGUUGACCCGAGAAACGUUCGAGUGGUAUCCUGACAAACUCCUCUGCAAGAGGUUCAACAUCCCCGACCCCUACCCCGGGUGCAGUUUGGUCGGUCUGCCGAAAGUGAAGAGAGACAAGUUCUCAGUCUUCAACUUCCUGAGCGUACCGGAGAGCAGAGAGACGACCGCUGCUCCGAAGCCUCCGGAGGCUGGGAAGAGGUCCAGGUGGGAUGUUUCUCAGGAGGAGGAGAAGAAGAAGAAAGAUCCUCUGAGCCAGCUGCUCAACGAUGCUCGAAACCAAACUGAGAUCAAAGAGGAGCAGAGCUCUCCGCCCGCCUCCGGCAGCGCCAAAGAUCAAACUGAGACGAUGUCGGUUGAUGAGCAGAAAGAAAAGAAAGACGAAGAGGAGGAGGAAGAGGAGGAGGAGAGCCGGCCUCCCAUGGAUCUGUUCAAGGCCAUCUUCGCCAGCUCCUCCUCCUCGGAGGAGGAGGAGGAGAAAUCCUCGUCUUCCUCGCAGGGAGAGAGCGACGGAGAGGCGGAGGACAAGGACGCCACGGAGGGCCGAGUCGAAGCCGACACACCGGCACUGAAUCUGUUCGGCAUCGCCGUCCACGGUUCCAGCCAGCAGCCUGCUGUCGUUCGGCCUCAGAACUUCGUACAAGAAGUAAAAGAAGAAGAAGAGGAGUUUGGUCCCAAGCUGCCGCCUCCUUCAGCUGCUCUCAUCAGAGGAGGCCCCGUCUCCGUCGAGAAACCCAACAAGAGGAGCCGAGAGAAGAGACACAAGAACAAGAAGCAGCACAAACACAAGAAGGACAAGAAGAAGAAGAAGAAGAAGAAGCACAAGACCAAAGGAAAGCAGCAGAAGAAGAGUAAGAAGGAGACAGACAGCAGCGGCGAGGACAGUGGCGGCGAGGACAGCGGCGAGGAAGCUGCACAGGUGUCGACUCAGGAGCUGCUCAAAAGACUGAAACAUGUCCGGUCUCUUGAGUCCUGGUGAAGAAGUGGACCGUGUCCUCAGUGAGGACGACCGUCAGCAGAUUCCAUGUUCUCAUUUGAAAUAAUAAAAGUGUUGAUCAUUUAA
Molecule: messenger RNA, 2951 nt
Organism: Perca fluviatilis (European perch)
Lineage: Eukaryota; Metazoa; Chordata; Actinopteri; Perciformes; Percidae
Gene: gpatch1
Product: G patch domain containing 1
Exons: 20
Coding region: 36-2867 (943 amino acids)
Biological process (GO): mRNA processing
Cellular component (GO): nucleus
Molecular function (GO): RNA binding
Source: RefSeq, a predicted model, not a curated record